This is a messenger RNA of Didymodactylos carnosus, 1620 nucleotides long. Lineage: Eukaryota; Metazoa; Rotifera; Eurotatoria; Philodinida; Philodinidae. The record is from the annotation of a GenBank genome assembly.
AUGCAGCCAAUGAUAAUUAUUUUAAAAGAGGGUACAGAUUCUUCACAAGGUAAAUCGCAAGUAUUAUCAAAUAUAAGUGCAUGUCAAGCUGUAGCAGAAGCUGUACGAACAACAUUGGGACCAAGAGGAAUGGAUAAAUUAAUUGUUGACAAUAGAGGAAAAGCCACAAUUUCAAAUGAUGGCGCAACAAUACUGAAAUUAUUAGAAGUUGUACAUCCAGCUGCUCGAACACUAGUUGAUAUUGCCAAAUCUCAAGAUGCAGAAGUCGGUGAUGGUACGACAUCGGUAGUAUUAUUGACCGGUGAAAUUUUGAAAAAUUGUCGUCAAUUUAUCGACGAUGGUAUGCAUCCAACAGUGAUUAUUCGUGCACUAAGAAAAGCUGCAGCAAUUGCGAAUCAGAAAGUAAAAGAAAUUGCCGUCAGUGUUAAAACGGAUGAUGCCAAAGAACAACGUGCUCUGUUAGAAAAAUGUGCUGCCACAACAUUAAGUUCAAAAUUAAUUGCACGACAAAAAGAAUUUUUUUCAAAAAUGGUUGUUGAUGCUGUACUUAUUUUAGAUGAUUUAUUACCGUUAAAUAUGAUUGGAAUUAAAAAAGUUAACGGUGGUUCACUUGAAGAAUCUCGUCUAGUUGCCGGUGUAGCAUUUAAAAAAACAUUUUCAUAUGCUGGUUUUGAAAUGCAACCAAAACAAUAUCAAAAACCAAAAAUAGCCAUGUUAAAUAUUGAAUUAGAAUUAAAAGCAGAAAGAGAUAAUGCCGAAAUACGUUUAGAUAAUGUUGAAGAAUAUCAAAAAAUAGUUGAUGCUGAAUGGACAAUUUUGUAUUCAAAAUUAGAAAAACUUCAUCUAGCUGGUGUAAAAGUUGUAUUAUCAAAAUUACCUAUUGGUGAUGUAGCUACUCAAUAUUUUGCUGAUCGUGAUAUGUUUUGUGCUGGUCGUGUUCAAGAAGAUGAUUUAAAACGAACUCAAAAAGCAUGCGGUGGAGCUAUAAUAACAACGGUUGAAAAUUUAAAUGAAAGUGUAUUGGGUUCAUGUCAACAUUUUGAAGAACAACAAAUUGGUGGAGACAGAUACAAUUUUUUUACUGGUUGUCCAAAAGCUAAAACAGCAACGUUAAUAUUACGAGGAGGUGCUGAACAAUUUAUUGACGAAGUUGAACGUUCAUUACAUGAUGCCAUUAUGAUUGUUCGACGAGCAGUUAAAAAUGAUAGUGUUGUAGCUGGAGGUGGAGCAAUUGAAAUGGCCUUAUCACGUACACUUCGAGAUUUUAGUCGAACAAUUGCUGGUAAAGAACAAUUAAUCAUUGCUGCAUAUGCCAAAUCAUUUGAAAUUAUACCACGACAAUUGUGUGAAAAUGCUGGAUUUGAUGCAACAAAUAUUUUAAAUAAAUUAAGACAAAAACAUGCUGAAAAUGGUAUAUGGUUUGGUGUUGAUAUUUCUCGUGAAGAUGUUACCGAUAAUUUUCUAGCAGCUGUUUGGGAACCCGCUGUUGUUAAAAUAAAUGCAAUUACAGCGGCUAGUGAAGCAGCAUGUCUUAUUUUAUCUGUUGAUGAAACAAUUAAAGUACCAAAAUCUGUUGCUGAAACAUCAAAUGCUGCCAAACAAAUGGGCAUGGGUGGUUAA